UGUUUGUUCCGGUAAAAUUUUAGGUUAUGUAUCCAUCGAUUUUAAACUUCAAAGUCCAAGCAAAAUCGUUUAUAAGAUGAAUUAUUAACUAGCUACUACAUGUUAUGUAAACAAACCAUUGACAAGAAGAUUAGCUCAAGUAGUUAUGAUAAUCAAACAUAAUGGAAAAUAAGUGUAUUGUAGAAGUUCACCCUCUAACAAACGACCCCACAGCCGCUUGGAAAGUAAUUUCCAAACAGCAAAAGUUGUUGAAACUGAACGUUAAAAUGCCAACGAAGCCGGUGGAGCCCGACAAAGUGCGAUUCGUCUGCAUGAGCGACACCCACUCUCUAAUUCGAAACAUCACGUACGGUAUACCGGACGGAGAUGUUUUCAUUCAUGCCGGAGACUUUACGAAAUGCGGACAAAAAGAUGAGGUUACGCAGUUCAACGAUUGGUUGGGCACGUUACCGCACAAACAUAAAAUAGCGAUAGCCGGCAAUCACGAAUUGAGUUUCGAUAAAAAAUUCCAGCAGGCUUUUAAAUGCACGACAAGCAGACGAGGCAGAAGAGAAAGCCCCACUGAAAUAGACGAAGUCCAAAAUUACGGAAACUCUAAAGAUGAUAUAAUAGAAGCUGUUAAUACUGAUAGCAUUGGAAAUUACCUCACAAAUUGCACAUAUUUAGAAGACUGUGGAAUUGAAUUGUACGGAAUUAAGUUAUACGGAUCUCCUUGGCAACCUGAAUUUGGUAAUUGGGCGUUUAAUUUGAAGAGAGGUGAAGAAUGUCUUUCGAAAUGGAAUAAUAUACCUAACGAUACUGAAAUUUUAAUAACGCAUACUCCCCCGUUAGGUCACGGUGAUUUAGUAUGUUCUGGUAUUAGAGCCGGCUGCGUUGAGCUCUUAAACACAGUACAGCAACGUGUACAGCCUAAAUAUCACAUUUUUGGGCACAUACAUGAAGGAUAUGGAGUAACUUCAGAUGGUAAAAUUAUAUUCGUAAACGCUUCUACUUGCGAUAUUAACUAUAUUCCUAAUAAUUUACCUAUAGUUUUCGAUGUACCCCUUAAAAAAGGUUACACAAAGAAUUAAAUGGUUUUUAUAAUACAAUCGUAAAUUUUAUUGAGGUGCUUAAAAAUAUUAAACACAUCUAACUCUGUUCCUACUAAAUCCGUUACGGCAGAUCUCCGAUCUUGCUAAUUGCUCAUUGUUUCGUGUAGGUUGUUUUGCACAUAGUGAACUUUGUAGAGCAACGGUUCAAUGUUGCGGUGGUGCUGUUUCUUCGAAACGUGAGCUUUUUUUAUUGUUGAAAAACUUGUUAAUGUUUGACGUUCGAUAGUGAGAUUAGGAAUUUUCCACUUUCUUUUCGUGCUUUCCUCCCAGAAUGUCCUUGCUGACUUCUUGCAGGUCGAUUUUUUGCUCCUUCAUGGCUUU
Messenger RNA from Phyllotreta striolata, 1412 nucleotides. The record is from the annotation of a GenBank genome assembly. NCBI's taxonomy places the organism in Eukaryota, Metazoa, Arthropoda, Insecta, Coleoptera, Chrysomelidae.